GUAGUGUUAUGUUUGUGUAAGAGCCUCUGAAGGUCACUCACUCAUUCACUCACUCACUCGCUCACUCGCUCAGGUCCAACUGAGUUUUCAGUUUGUGGAGUGGCUCCGUUCUGUAUUUCCUUGCUUUUUGUAUCACCAUAUUGAUGACUGGAGUGUUUGGCAGCGCUGGUGGAGCACUGUCACUCGUGGCUCAAUGGCCAACGACAGGAGGAAGUCAUGGAUUCAUCCCGGGAUUAAACUGGGACGCUGCGUUAACGUGUUUAAAACCAGACCCACCUGCUGUUCGGCUCAUCUGUUGCUGAUGUGGCGACAUUUGGGUUGAGUUCACUAAAUAAUGUGCAGUGAACCGUAACAUGACGAAAGUGUUUAUGUAUUUUAAUAUUUGAGAACGUUUUAAAACACGUUUUGCUCAGCACGGAUUUUUCUUACAUUAUGAUACAUUAAUAUUGGUUUUCCGAACAAACCUGUGCGUUGGAGACUGAAUUCAGGUCUUUGCAGCUCUGCGCUCCUUUUUUUAAUUUUCGCCGACUUUCGUUAUGUAAGAGAUUAAACGGGUGGGUUAAGGUGGAGAUGCUUGGAGCGCUCCGUUACCGGAAUUAGAGGCAGACUGUUCAGACGGACCGUGAUGUGGCCGCGGGCUGGAGGCUGAAAGCUGGCCGCGCUCCGACCCACGGACCGAGCCACCGACCGAACCACGGACCGAGCCACGGACCGAGCCACCAGCGGCCUCCAUGUCCAAGAUGCCAACGUUCUCCGUCAUGUACAAAGGAGCCGUCAUCAUCAGCAGGACGCUCAUGGGUCCAUAUGGAGUCGACAGAGCUGUUCAUUCCAUGGAGUUCACGGACUGUGAGAACGGCCUGGGAAUCAAAGUGAUCGGUGGCGUGAAGGAGCAAACAGGAGAGGAGUUCGGCGUGUACGUCAAGCGCAUUUUACCUGGUGGACUGGCUUCAUGUGACGGGAACCUGUUGCCUGGGGACCAGAUCCUGGAGGUCAACGGUGACAGUCUUGUAGGAGUCACAAGUGAAAGAGCUGUGGACAUACUGAGAGCUGCCUCUGCCACCAAUCACAUGCGCCUUCUCAUAGCCAGGGACGAAGAAGCCAAGAGAGAAUUCGCUGAGCUACUGGAGAAAUAUGGCUCCAACGGCAGCACGGGGUCGACGCGGAACUCUCCCAUCCAGCAAGGAGGCCGAUACCUCGACAGCACGUCCUCCGGUUCCUCCUCGCGCUCCCAGAGUCCGCUGCUCCUGAGUCCAGCAGGCUCUCAGAACACGUACCCCAGCAGUGGGCCCAUGCUCCGCUCCCUCAGUCAUCCAGGUGAAGGAGUGAUUCAGCUCCUGUCGGUGGCCCGGUCCAGCAGUUUAGGGAUCACCCUUGGAGGAGGCUCGAACCGGCCCGACGGACCUGCCGUCUUCAUCCAGGAGGUUCUGUCUGGAGGAGACUGUCACCGGGACGGACGCCUGAGGCCUGGAGAUCAGCUCAUUGCCAUAAACAAGGAGUCACUGAUAGGCGUGACCCACGAGGAGGCCAGAACCCUGGUGAACAAAGUCAAACACAGCCCAGACAGCACGGUGGAGAUCGCCUUCAUCCCCGGUAAAGGACUGUUCCCGAGCAGCACGUCGCUCCACAACGGCGUGCAGCGGGCCUCGGGCAGCAGCCACGGCUCUGGACGGUUAAAGGUCCACAUCAAGUCACCAGAGAUCUGUGCAGAGGAGCAGCCUCCAGCGUCGUCUCCAUCUCCUGACAUCUGCCCGCCAGACAUCCACAUUUCAGGGUCGACCAGCCAGAAGUUACCAGCAGGGGCCAAACCAAAGAUAACCCUUGACCCCUACAUCCGCCUCAAAUCAGACAAGUUGGAUCUGGCCCUGUCGUUCCUUGGCCUGGAGGUCACAGAAGACAAGAGGAAGACGUUGGCACAGAGUCUGACCACAGACCCUCAAGGCACCGUGGCCUAUGGAGACUUUGUGGAAGCCACCAGAAGCAUCUUCCAUGAGAACCUGGAGGAGCUGGGUUUGGAGGACGGGCCCUUCAUGUUCUCCUACCACGAGGCAGCCAGUCUGAUGGACACGUCGGCGUUCCAUUCACCUACGUACGAGUCCGAGUGCAGCUACAGCAGCGAGGAGAUGGAGCAGUUCCACACAGAGGUGAAGCAGCUGCAGACGCAGAUGAAGCAACUCAAGGUGAUGCUGAAGGACAUGGAGCACAGCAAGAAGUCCCUGGAGGAGGAGCUGCAGAAAACCUCAGAGAAAGCCUGUUUGACCGUGGAGGAAAACACUCGCCUGAAAAGCCGCCUGCAAGCGGCCGAGGCGGAGGUGGUGCAGCGGAACCCGGGCAGCGCUGAGCAGGACUACGAGGAGGUCAUUCAGCUGCUGGAGGCCGAGAUCAAGGACCUGAAGAACCAGCUGACCAGCAAGAGACAAGCACAAGGCGCGGAGGCCACCAAGGAGGACGUGCUGGAGCUGAACCGGAGGUUGACCGCCAUCGACUGUCAGCUGAGAAAGUCAGAGCUGAGCAGGAAACACCUGGAGGUGUCCAACAGGAAGCUGCUGGGCUUCGCACAGAACGUCCACAAAGUGCUGAUGACACCCAGCCUGUUUGGAGGCGAAGGAGGCACCAGAUCUCCAAGCCCGUCUCCAGCCACCCAGAGCCCUGACACCCCCUCACCACUUCCUGACUGUGCCUUUCAGCUGGCUGCGGAGGCGAAGGAGCUGGUGGAGGGAGUCUGCAGCAGCUCGGCCCACGACCCAGGUGCAGACCACGCCAGCGGAGCCGCAGCCGGCACCGGGUGCCAGCCGUCAUCCCCUGUGAGCGCGGGCCCGGAGGCAGAACCGACCACUGGCUUCACACCCAACGUCCGAUCCGACCCCGCCCCCAGCGACCUUCUGACUCCACGUUUCACACCAAAGCUUUGCUCUUAUAGUCUGACGUUCGGAAGUGUCUACGAGAAGCACGUUGCCAAAUUAAAGUGAGCUGCACCGCGAGCAGCUCGGCCUCAUGAUGAUGUGGCUCCGGCUGUGUGGGACGAGCGUCCACUCGCACACGCUGGUUGCAUGUCAAGGUUGGACUGGUCUGAACUGGUUUGUCCCACAUUGAGUCUGGUGCCCAGUCAUUAGACAGUAGACCUCUGCUCAUAUCAUGCAUGGUUCAUGUCGCCUCCUGCUUCCAGGACAGGCUUUAUAGUUCUGUAGACCUCGUAGCCGUCCAUCAUAUGUGGAUCUGUUAUUUCUAUAGACAGAUGAUGCGUUUUAAACAGUGAUGUCUUGUCAUACAGCCAGAUUACAUCUUGGUGUGGCCUCAUAUUCUUUCUGUUACUGUUUUAUAUUAAAGAACUAACUGAGAA
This is a messenger RNA of Betta splendens (Siamese fighting fish), 3337 nucleotides long. Its product is annotated as syntaxin-binding protein 4. Lineage: Eukaryota; Metazoa; Chordata; Actinopteri; Anabantiformes; Osphronemidae. Gene Ontology annotation, molecular function: protein binding. Bases 732 to 2966 code for a protein of 744 amino acids. The transcript has 21 exons. The record is from RefSeq and is a predicted model, not a curated record.